This is a messenger RNA of Gongylonema pulchrum, 636 nucleotides long. Lineage: Eukaryota; Metazoa; Nematoda; Chromadorea; Rhabditida; Gongylonematidae. The record is from the annotation of a GenBank genome assembly.
UUUGGCUCCGGUGAUGUUCGAAUUAAAAGCGAUGAGUUUAUCGAAGAUUUGGAAGAUGACGAAACAUAUAUGCAUACACUGGUGCUACAUGCAUUGCAAAUGAUGAUUUUGGUGAAGCGUGUCUUAGCACCGCUCAAUGUUCAGCUGGCAAGCAUUUAUGAUCAGGCGCUUGACAUCACCGUAAUGCGUAUGGUUAAUCGGCUUGCGAGAGUUUCGAAGACGCUAAAAUUGCAUACUCUUCACGUAGCCUGUGAAGACAUUGACAUACCGAUAACAAAUCGAUUCCCAUGUCCAGUUAUCAUCAAGAUGCUUCUGCUGGCCGGAAUGGACGUUAAUGAAAAGGAUUCUGCAGGUAACACUCCACUACAUGCGAUGAUGUUGAGCGGAAAAGCACGAAUUGCAGCGAUGAAAGUACUCCUUGAACAUGGCGCAGCACUGUUGGCACGAAAUAACAACAACGAAACGUGUCUGGAUUUGAUCAUUGCGAAAUUGCCUCGUGCUGUCGAGCAGUUGGAGCUGUUUGAUCGCGUCUCGCUUUUGGAACGUUGUGCCAGCGUUGUACGGCGCAGUUGGCGUGAAGAGGAUUAUCAGGAAAUUGUGCCUUGUCAACUUUGGCCAAUGCUAUCACUUCACUGA